AUGAGGCUCUCGACGCUUGUGUUUGGCCUUCUGGCCGUCGUCGCUCCCGUCAUGGCCUCCUGGUCGAAAGAAGACCAGGAGAUCUUCCGUGUGCGGGACGAGCUGGCCGGGGCUCUUGGCGCCGACGUCAGCUUUUACGACUUUGUCGGCGUGGCCGCCUCGGCCUCCGUGGACGAGAUCAACAAGGCGUACCGCAAGCGGUCCCGCUCGCUACACCCGGACAAGGUGAAGCAGCAGCUGGCCGCCGAGCUGGCCGGCAAGACCAAGAAACACGCCGCCGCCGGAAGCGGAAGCGCGGCCAAGCCCAAGGGACCCUCGGCUGCCGAAGUCCGCGCUGCCAUCAAGAAGGCCUCGGACAUGCAGGCGCGCCUCAGCAUCGUGGCCAACAUCCUGCGCGGCUCUGGGCGUGACCGCUACGACCACUUCUUGGCCAACGGCUUCCCCGUCUGGAAGGGCACGGGCUACUACUACAACCGCUACCGUCCCGGCUUCGGCACCGUCCUCUUCGGCCUCUUCGUCUUUGUCGGCGGUGCUGCUCACUACGUCGCCCUGUAUACCGGCUGGAAGCGCCAGCGCGAUUUUAUGGAUCGCUACGUCCGGCAUGCCCGCCGCAGCGCCUGGGGCGACAGCCUGGGUUUGGAUCUCAGCUCCGCUGCUGUAGCUACUGCUGCUGCUUCUGCGGCUGCUCCUGUCCCCGAAGACGAUGCCGCCCCCGCGGCUGCCCUCAACCGCAAGCAGCGCCGCAUGCAGGAGCGCGAGUCCAGGCGCGAGGACCAGCGCGGCGGCACCGCCAGCUCCGGCCGUCGCAGCGUCGUCGCCCGCAAGACCGGUCGCUCCACAGCUGCCGCCACCGCUUCGGCUUCGGCUCACGCUAGCGGUACCGCCACGCCCGUCACUUCGCCCACCGGCGGACCGACUGGGGUCAAGAAGCGCGUCGUGGCCCAGAACGGCAAGGUCCUGGUCGUCGACUCGCUCGGCGACGUGUAUCUCGAGCAGGUCGACGACGACGGCAACGUGGAAGAACUGCUGCUCGAUAUCAACUCCAUCCACCCUCCCACCUUCCGGGACACGGCCGUGUACCGGUUGCCGGCCUGGCUGUACGUCCUGACCGUCGGUCGAGUACUUUCCGGCAAGCAGGAAAGCAGUAGCUACAAGCCAAUUGCUGCGGCUGACGACGAGAACGAUGUGGACGACGAGGCUUCGUCCGCCGGCAAGGAGACCCCCAGCACCGACUCCAACGAGGAGUUUGAGCUCCUCGGCACGUCCACCGAGUCGCUGGGCCGCGCCCGCGUCUCGGGCAGCAACAACGGCAAGGCCGUCAGACGCAAGGGCAAGCGCUUCUAUGAUAUUGGCACUUAA
Grosmannia clavigera kw1407 is the source of this 1359-nucleotide messenger RNA. Its product is annotated as endoplasmic reticulum domain containing protein. The transcript is spliced from 4 exons. Bases 1 to 1359 code for a protein of 452 amino acids. NCBI's taxonomy places the organism in Eukaryota, Fungi, Ascomycota, Sordariomycetes, Ophiostomatales, Ophiostomataceae. Gene Ontology annotation, cellular component: endomembrane system. The record is from RefSeq and is a predicted model, not a curated record.